UCUCUCUGUAUGAGGUUAAUCUACAGUUGUCAGUUGACAUAUUUCAAUGAGUAACAAUUAUAUUUUACGUUGUGGUACAUAUUUAUAAUUAGCUAUAUUUUUUUAUUGUUUAUUUUAAAAAUAAUAAAAUGACUUCCAAAUCUGAAGUCAUGUUGGAACAUUUUUACAUUUUUAAUGGCACAUACGCUAAGAAAGAAGGAGAGGAAGAAAAGAAAAUAUUAUACUAUUAUCCAGAAAAAGAUUUAGAUGUUCAAAUUAAAAACAUAGGGCUCAGCGAAGCAAUAAUCAAGUUUACAGAAUCGUUUAAUCCUGGUCAACCCUGUGAUUAUUGUCAUACACACAAAACACGUCAAAUAUACUACCAACCAGAGCCUAAUUUUUGGAUGGUUAUGAUUGUUGGUAUACCGUACAUUUAUAAAGAAGGAGAUGGUAACAAAUAUCAAAAUGAUGAAGUAUCUAGUAGUAUUUGUCAAGCUAUAUUGAAACAGACAUAUAUGAUGUUUAGAUUAUUUAUGGGCUCCUUUGAAACUAUCAUUAAUGAUCCUGAAUGUGGUUCUGUAAUGUUACUGAAACUUAAACUGGAACAUUUUUAUUCACGAUAUCUGCUCUCACUAAAAUUAAAUAAUAGCGAUAUUUUAGAUAUCUUUCAAGGUUUACAAUUUUUACCUCUUGAUAAGAUUACAUUUCUUAAGGUACAAUGUUUCAUGAAUCUAGUGGAAGCUAUGUUUACACAAAUUAAAUACACAGCAUUUCUUUAUAAUGACCAAGUUGUUUGGAGUGGAUUAGAACCUGAAGAUAUGCAAGUAGUUUAUAAUUAUUUAGUGAGCACUCUUUUACCAGCUCAUCUUGAAAAAGAAUUGCACGGUGGUUCUAUACCUAGAAAUUCUCCUUCACCAUUCACAACUUCACAUUAUGGAAAAUUUGUUACUGGGCCUGCUAGUGUUAACGAGCCUAAUUUAAUUGGAAAAUCACCAAAAGUUUUUAUCAAUUACUCUACCAAGCCUGUAUCACUGUAUCUAGUAGUAUAUCGAGCCUUAAGUGCUACAAUAUGUCUCUUUGUUGAUAAAAAAACUAGUUUAUUAAUUGAUUUUUUCAAGAGCUUAGAUAGCUUUCUGGGUCCACAGUUAACCACAUUGGUCAGCUCUGUAGCCGAGCAAUGCUCUAAACAUGUAACAGUCACACCAGAAUCCUGUACAAAGUAUCUAUAUUUCAAUAAACUAAAUCUAGCAUACAAAAGUACAAUACAUUUAGAUAACAGAUGCUAUUCUAAUGUUCUUACAACACCUGAAGUGUUGAGAAUUAUCACUGAUAUAUAUAAUGAUAGAAACAGAUUGAACGAGGCUGGAGAAAUAAUUAUAAAAACUAUAAGUGAUUAUUGGAUUGUUGGAAAAUUAUCUAAUUUGAGAGAAUUCUUUGUUAUUAUACAGCAGAAAAGUGCAAGUAUUAUAGAAAUUGAUGAUGAAGUGAAGAGGCUUUGUGAGAAACAAUUGAAAAGUAUUUUUUUUCACUAAUAAAUAUAUAAUCAAUAAAAAUAAUGAAAUCACAAACACAGAUUCUUUCAUUUUUGACUAAAUAAAAAUAAUAUUAAAUUCUUGAAUGUCGCCAGUAGGUAAAAUAAAAUAAUGUAAUUUGAAUCGACCACAUUGGCAAUUUAUUGGUUGGUA
This is a messenger RNA of Camponotus floridanus (Florida carpenter ant), 1664 nucleotides long. It is a transcript of the gene Ccz1, whose product is annotated as vacuolar fusion protein CCZ1 homolog. The transcript is spliced from 10 exons. The record is from RefSeq and is a predicted model, not a curated record. NCBI's taxonomy places the organism in Eukaryota, Metazoa, Arthropoda, Insecta, Hymenoptera, Formicidae. Gene Ontology annotation, cellular component: Mon1-Ccz1 complex; intracellular membrane-bounded organelle. The coding region runs from base 129 to 1511 and encodes 460 amino acids. Gene Ontology annotation, biological process: vesicle-mediated transport.